AUGGGACAAGAACGAUUGGAAAACGCAAAUCCGACUCUUUUCGAUUCGAAACCUCGUGAACGACCUGUUACAGGAUUUGAAAGGUAAAGAAUUUCAAUGUUCUGCAUCAAUUUACACCAAAUUGUUAGCCGCUAUAAUUUUGUACUGUUUCAGGGACGAAAAUGUAGAAGAUCCGAUUGAUUCGUGGGAGAUUUUCGAUCUAAUUAGAGAUAUCAAUGAUCCGGAACAUCCGUACACUCUGGAACAGCUGAAUGUAGUGCAGGAAGAGCUCAUCAAGGUGUUCAUUGACGAAGAAGAGACCUAUGUCCAGGUUUUGGCGUUUUUCAUGUAUUCCGAAGACAGUAGUUCUGUUUUAGGUCAAAUUUACGCCGACGAUUCCUCACUGCAGCAUGGCUACUCUGAUUGGCUUGGCGAUCCGAGUCAAACUGCACAGAUCUUUGCAUUCAAGGAUCAAAGUCACUGUAUCGAUUACUCCGGGAUCCCAUUCAACAGAAGAAUCUAUCAAUCGACAACUCGCUGAUAAGGUACGCUUGCACUCAACUGCAGCAGUAGACAAUUGCUUAUUUCGCAGGAACGUGUGGCGGCGGCGAUGGAGAAUCAGGGUCUGAUGCACGCUGUCAACGAAUGUCUCAGACCUCCACAGUAG
Caenorhabditis sp. 36 PRJEB53466 is the source of this 646-nucleotide messenger RNA. NCBI's taxonomy places the organism in Eukaryota, Metazoa, Nematoda, Chromadorea, Rhabditida, Rhabditidae. The record is from the annotation of a GenBank genome assembly.